AUGGAUAUUAGUGAUUUUAAUAGAUAUGAAUGGGUUCAGCUAAUUGAUCCGAAAUCUCAGCAAUUGAUGUACAUCAAUCUGAAGUCUGGCGAAUGCAGCCGAGAUCCUCCCAAAAAUACACAAUAUAAAGCUGUUUCACCCAAUCAAUGGUGGGAAUUGUUCGAUAUAAAAGUCCAAAGAAAUUACUAUUAUAAUAGUACCACCCGAGAAACCGUUUGGGAGAAACCAGUUGAUGGUGAUAUUAUUCCUCUAGCAAAAAUCCAGUUAGGAAAACGAGCAAAUGAAGACUUCAAUCAGACAUUAGAUAUGGGAGUACUCCGACGUUCAAAUAAUAAUAAUAUAAAUACUGACUACCAAGAAGAACGCUUGUCAACAUCCUUAAACCAAAGGAAAUGUACAAAUUCAUUCAUUACUACUGAAAUACCAGAUUAUUCACUCAAUAAUAUGAUUGUACAACAAGAUAAUAAUAUUAACAAUAAUAGAUUAAGCCAUCAUCCCAUGCCUAUGUCAACAAACAGUAAUCAUGACCAUUCAGUUGCAAUAAAUGAAAGUAUGAAUAGUAUUCACUCACCUUUAUCACUAUUAUCUAGAACAUCAGUAGUAACUGACAUCCCUAACAUAUCGAAUACAAAUCAUGAUAAUCAACGUGUUCGUGAUUGGUUACGAGAUGCUGUUGCUACUACAACUAAUGAAAUGAAAUCUACUGUUAUUAAUAAUAAUACUGUUAUUGCUACGACAACAGCUAAUAAUAAUACUAAUGAAUUCAUCAUUGACAAUAGUAACACUAAGAAACCUGGUUGUUUAUCUGAUCGCCCUAUCCGAAGACAUAAUAUUCAAUCAUCACAACUUCAAGGAUUAAUAGAAUUCCCUGCUCCAUCUGAAGAUCAAUUUCCAAAUUUACAAUUUAGAUCAGUUUCUCAUUCAGUUAAUCCAAAUCAUAGUAAUUCCGUCAACUUGAUUCCUGGUAAUACAUACCAAACUUCAUCAUGCAAUACCUCUAAUUAUCCAAUACAAUAUGAUCAAAAUGUACCUUGUAAAUUUACUGACAAUAUUAUAACUACUGUAUCGUCUGAAUCUGCUACCAGUAUUCAGAAAGAGUCUGGUGUAAAUAAUUCUGAUGAAUCUAUUACUGAUAUACAACAAAACACCAACCUUAGUAGUGAGAAGUCAUUUCAAUUUUUCAACUCUAGUAUGUGUGACGUUGUUAAACAAUCCUCUAUGCCUCCCACAAUCUCAUAUGGUAUAUCACAACCGGUACCUCGCCAGCGUGCAUUUCCUCGUACUAAUCCGACUGUAUCACGUCCCUCCGGUAAUGGGACUUGCACCCUACCUCGACCUUGUACUAUCCCAUCGGAAGGGUCACCGAUCUCUCUGUUUCCUACUUCUGUCGCUUUUAGUCAGUUUAGUGAUACCACCUCUGCAAGAGCUUCAAUGACCGACUCAAAAAUUCCUAUUAUUCAUGAAUCAAACUCAAAAGACUCCUCUUCCUUCAUUAAACAAAAAUUGAUUGAGCAUAUAUCAAAUGAUCUGAUACCCCAAGAUAUUUCCAAUUCGGAUAACACACCUAAAUGUAUGGUAACUUCUCCAUCUCAAGUUUUAAAUGCUCCUCUUAAGGUUUCUUGUUCAGUCAAUGCAAUCACACCUUCAUACUGUUCAAAUAAAUAUAAUAUUAAAGUAUCUUCUGGGAAUUAUCUUCCUGUUGAUAGUCCUCUAUCCGCAUCCCCUCAUCCUUCUUCACCAUUAUCUCCCACCUCAUUUUCAAGUGCAUCGUCAGCUACUGCUUUGACAACUGCUAAUUCUGAUGAAAGUAUAGAUAUGCCAAAUAGUAUGAUGUUUGAUUCGGAAAAUUGGAAUGUGUUCUCAUCAGAUAUGAAAAAUGAUUCUAAUAUAGUUAAGAUUAAUAAGACUACUACUUCUCCUUGCCUUCUCAAUACCACAACUGAUUACAGUUAUCACUUUCCUACUUUAGAUGAAAGUUUAAAUGAGGAAGAAGAUUAUUUGAGACCUCCUACACCUCCUCCACGUUCAGCAUCGACAUUAUGUUCCCCAGGAAUCCCUGGUGCUUUUUUCGUCAGUUUCCCGAAUCAUAUGUCUUUGAAUGCAAUAACAUCAUCAUUCGACCAAGCUGCAGGAUACUUACAAAUUAGUUGUCCCUAUUCUUCACAACCUUGUCCUAGUCCUUCGUCUACACCUAUUACAAAUUUGUCAGUAUCUUCUUCCUUGUCGCGAAAUCAUCCUUCACGUGCACAUGUUAUCCAACCGAAUUCUCGCCGGGCUCAUCGCACUCAGUAUUACACUCAACAAAUACAUACUGACUUACAUUCUCUUCCAAACAGUAAAGAAAUGCAAUUCAGUGAAAACAAUGUUGUCGAUCCUAUAUGUUUUAUCCCACCAACAGAUUCGUUUAACUCCCAACAGUCCAGAUUCGUUAUGACAAGUCAACCAAAUAUACAACUUAAAAGUACAGUUUUACCCAACACUGUAGUUUGUAGUACAAGUGGUGGUGCUAGUGUGUGGGGUACUAAGAAUAUCCCCAUAUGGGAUGGUAGUAACUGUUUUAACUCUAAUACUAGUGAGUCAAUUCAAAUAGUUGAUUCCAAUGUGAGUAAAACCGCAGUGAUGGCUACGGUUGUAUCAACAACUACGAAAGGAUAUUCAACAGCUAAUCUGAUGAAUAAUUUUCCACGUUCUGCUUCUGGUGGUUUUAUUGGCCCUGCUGAAAGCACAGAUUCAUCGUCGGUGUGGACUUGUGGUUCUUAUAACAAUAACAAUAGUAAUAAUCGGUCACGUCCUACACCACUUCGUAAAAGUGCACAACAAAUUUAUGUUCAUCCAGGUCAUCCAGCAUUUUCUUCAUUUAUCGGACCAUUUGACUGGCCGAGUCAUUUAUUUAAAGCUGACCAGGAUAUAUUUACAUUAAUGAGUUGGACGAAGUCUAAUUUUUCAAAACGUAUAUUGGUAUCUUCGGAACCUGCGCUAAAGAAACAAGUUGCUCAGUUGUUUAAAGUGAUUCAAUCAUUUAUGGGUGAUAGAAAAGCACGUCUUAGUCUGCCAGAUUAUGGUUCAAUUAUUAUUCAUCGUGCAUUAAGUUCGGUCAAUUUACGCGACGAAUUAUAUGCUCAAUUGUGCAAACAAACGACAAGUAAUCCGGAUGUGAAAAGUCUUACAAACGGCUGGGCUCUUUUAUGUGUCUGUCUUUAUUACUUCCCACCAAAUAGUAAAUUUCGUGAUCAUUUAUAUGCUUAUCUUCAAAGUAGAGCGGAUGCAUCAGUCAUUUUGAACAGUAAUACAAUCAGCACAACUGCCUUUACUACAACACCGACUAAUUUUAAUCAAAAUGAUAUUGUUGAAUUCAAUAACCAUACUGUAUCAACUGAAUCCAGUCUUAAGACAGCCACAGCAAUCGCUUCUGGUUUGAAUCCAUUCAGUGCUAAUAACAGUAAUAAUAAUCUUAUGGAUAAAUACCAACAGUCAAAUGAUUUGUUAACUAAUUCAAAACACUUCACUUCACAUUCUAAUCAUAAUUAUACAAUGGGAAUCGCAUUAGGUCCAUGGGACCGUCCAACUGCAGCUCAUUUUGCACGUGUUGCACCUAGAUGGUUUGUUCGUUCAUUAAAUGUUGGUGUACGUAAAACAUCGGUUGGUCCAUCGAUUGAAGAAAUAUGCCAUGUUAAGGAUUUUUUGUUAAAACCAUGUAUAUUUGGUAGUUCCUUGGAUGAAAUGAUGCAAAUACAGGCAUAUAGAUUUCCUCAUUUACGUUUACCAUGGAUACAGAUAUUUCUCACUGAAGAAAUUCUACGGUUAAAUGGAGCACGGACGGAAGGAAUUUUCCGAUUAUCACCAGAUAUGGAUUUACUCAUUGAAGUACGUUGCCAACUAGAGAAAUUAUUUGAAAUAUUUCGAGUUGUUCAGCUAUGUGAUUCGGAACAACAACAGAGUGACAACAAUUAUGCAAAUGAUUCUGAUUUAUCUAGUCGCUUCUUAGUUCAUCGUCCACCUCCAUCUGGAUGGUCUACUUCUGCACGAGUGAUUGAAGCAGAAAAUAACCCGAAUUCCUUUGGUGUUACUGAUUCAACAAAAUGUAAGCACAAUUCUCUACUAUUAUCAUCUACGUUAGAUUGGAAUUGUCUAACUGGGGAAUUUAGUUGGCCAAUUUUACCAGAACCAUUAAGUUUACCACCAGCCGAAUAUGUUCUACUUACACCAACUGCUUAUUGGCCUAGAACUUUAUCCAGUAUCAUCAAACGUUCGUGUUCAAUGUCGUCAUCAACAUCGUUACCAUCUACAACAACUAGUAACAAUAGUAAUUCUGGUAAUCUGGAAUCUCAUUUAGCUGCAGGACUGUUGAAAUUAUGGUUGCGUGAAUUAAGUCAACCUCUUAUUCCAGUUGAACUACAACCGAUAUGUUUGAAAGCUGCUUGUGAAGCGGAAGUUUAUGAAUUACAAGAUAAAGAUUCAAUAACUGGUAAUAAUUUAUCAUCGGAUUUAAAUCCCAUUCAGAAAUGUUGUCGAUUGGUUAGAUGCUUAAAUCCAUUACCAAGAAGAUCACUAUUAUAUUUAAUCCUACUUCUACAACAUCUAUCGAAGCCAGUUCACUCAAAUCAGUCAUUAAUGGAUGCGCGUAAUUUAUCCACUGUGAUUGCACCAAACGUAAUGCGUUCAUCAACUAGUAAAGAUCCCCGUGAAUUGCUACAGAAUGUUAAACCACAAACAUUAUUCAUUCGUCUCUUAAUCACUUAUUUGGAUAUUGAAGUUGAACUAAAAUAUUUGAGAGAAGAAGAGGAAGAAGCUCGUAAUGUAAGUGGGGAAGACGGUGAAUUGAAGGAGAAAACGAUCUCAGACACAAAUAUUGAUGGCACUGAUACUGGAGUUAAACCAAUACAAUUUAAUAAUGAAAAUAAUAAUACUGUAUCAUGUAAUCAUGACAAAUUGUCGUUAUCAUCCAAUGGUUAUGUAUAUUUAACAUCACCGGUACGUGUUAGACUUGGUCCUGACAAUGGCUUCAUACCUAUAUGA
Schistosoma curassoni is the source of this 5016-nucleotide messenger RNA. NCBI's taxonomy places the organism in Eukaryota, Metazoa, Platyhelminthes, Trematoda, Strigeidida, Schistosomatidae. The record is from the annotation of a GenBank genome assembly.